Molecule: messenger RNA, 5500 nt
Organism: Micropterus salmoides (largemouth bass)
Lineage: Eukaryota; Metazoa; Chordata; Actinopteri; Centrarchiformes; Centrarchidae
Product: alpha-2-macroglobulin-like
Exons: 36
Coding region: 78-4460 (1460 amino acids)
Cellular component (GO): extracellular region
Molecular function (GO): endopeptidase inhibitor activity
Source: RefSeq, a predicted model, not a curated record
UGUGUGUAUAAAGCGGGGGUGGAUGGUAUCAGAGGCUAUUUAACAGAUGUUGACUCUGAGGCUCAUGUCAGUCAGUCAUGGGUCUUCCUGGGAUUCAGAUGUGGACAUGGACGCUUUGUGUCCUGAGCUGGAUGUGUGUGGGUCAAGCAGUGGCAGGACCGCAGUACAUGGUGGCCAUUCCUGCAGUUCUUGAAGCUGGUGCUGAGACCAAACUCUGUGCGAGUCUCCUGCAGCCCAAUGAGAGUCUGGACAUGACCGUCACUUUGAUGUCCCAAGAGCAGAAUAAAACACUUCUCAAAAAGACAUCCAGUGAAGAGUUUCAUACCUGUGUUCAGUUUCAGGUUCCUUUAGUGCAGAAUGAAGUGGUGCAGAUGUUGGAGGUAGUGGUACGAGGAGACAAUUUCUACUCAAAAGAAGUCAGGAAAGUCAUGAUCAAAGUCUAUCAACCAAUGACAUUCGUCCAAACAGAUAAACCGAUCUACCUCCCUGGACAAACAGUACAUUUCAGAGUCGUUACACUGGACACCAAGUUCAGACCUGCCAGUCAGCCGUACAAUAUCAUAGAAAUUGAGGAUGCUAACAACAACAGGAUUGGGCAGUGGCUGAACAAAGCGUCGAAUGGUAAAAUACUGCAGCUUUCUUACUCCCUGAACUCUGAGGCCCGUGAAGGAACCUACCAAGUCAUUGUGUCGAUUGGUGAAAAUAAAGUGUAUCACAGAUUCAAGGUGGAGAAAUAUGUUUUGCCAAAAUUUGAUGUAAAAAUAAAUGCAUCUGAUGAAGCAAGUAUUGAGCAGGAAGAAAUCAAAGCUGAAGUAUGUGCAAAGUAUACAUACGGACAGCCUGUGCCAGGCAGUGUUGAAGUGCAGCUGUGCCGACCUCUUGAUCAGUAUAUUUAUCGUGGCCUUGUAAUCCAUCAUUUAGAAGGAGUCCCUGAAAUAACUGCCCCAUGCUACAAGGAGACAAAGCAGACAGACAAGAGAGGCUGUGCCACUUUUUUCUUCAAGAUGUCAACUUUCACAAAACUUGACCAAAAGGUGCUGCGAGAUGUACUGGACCUCAGUGCCAAGGUGGAAGAGGAGGGGACGGGUAUUUCACACCAACAGGGGAAGAGAAUAGUGAUUUCAUAUGUUGUUGGAAAGCUGUCCUUCAUUGACACACCCAAGAUUUAUGACCAAGGAUCAAAUGUGGAGGGAAAAGUUAAAGCAGUUCACUACAAUAAUACACCCAUUCCUGACAUGCCAGUGUACCUGUUUGAGGGUGAAAGGUGGUCAGCACGUCUGGUACAGAACCUCACAACUGACAGUGAUGGGAUUGCCACCUUCUCAUUCAGCACAGCAAACUUUAAACAGGACAUCCGCCUCCGUGUUGGCAACAAACCGAAGCUGGACUACGUUGGUUAUAGAAUGCCAUACUAUGAGGCUGGAGAUCAAGUGUUGUCUGCAGCUGAACCUUCUUCUCCUGAUACUAAAACAGUCAGCACCCUGGAGGUGAAGAAGAAGAAGGAUCAGCUGCUUCUCUGUGACAGAGAAGAAGACAUUUCCAUCAAAUACACUGUAGUUGGAGAGAACCGGGGCCCUGUGGAUGUGAUGUAUCUGGUCUUAUCCAGAGGAGCCAUUCUCAUGCAAGGAGUUAAAAAGGUUGAAGUACAAGAUAAAUCAGUGACUGAGGGAGAGGUGUCCUUCAAGUUGACAGUGUCUGCAGAGAUGGCACCAGGCGUCCAGGUUGUAGCUUACGCCAUCCUCCCCAGUGAGACUGUGAUCGCCAACAGUGCUGACUUCUCCACCGAGAAAUGCUUCAGUCACAAGGUGUCGCUGGAGUUUUCUCCGUCCUCAGCUGUUCCAGGAGAGGAAACCAUCCUGCAGGUGACGGCCCAGCCAGACUCUCUGUGUGGUGUUAGUGCUGUCGACCAGAGUGUCCUCAUCAAGGAACCAGGGAAGACUCUGAAUGCAGACAAGAUAUUUGACUUGUUGCCUGUCAGAAAAGCAUCCUCUGUUCCACAUGAGGUUCAAGAUCCUGUACAAUGCUUGCUUGUGAGACCUAAAAGAUCCAUACCGCGCUCUAGAAGGGUCAAUGAAGAUGAUGCUCAUUCAGUUUUCCAGAAUUUAGGGCUGAAGAUGGCAACGAACUUGGUUAUCAGAGUUCCUUCAUGCCUCAAGUACAAAGGAAGAGAAUACCACCAUGGCCAUUAUGGUAUACAUUAUAGAUAUGAAAGUGCUCCUCGGGUACAUAAAAUGGAUAGAAGAGUAAGUCUCUUAACAAGGCUACAUGGUCCUGCUGGAGCUGCUGGAGCUGUCGGAUCUCCUCCACCAAUAGAGACAGUCCGCACUUUCUUCCCUGAGACCUGGAUAUGGGACCUGGUGGAAGUUGGAGAGUCUGGAACAAAGGAUGUGUCCCUCACUGUCCCAGACACCAUCACCACCUGGGAGACGGAGGCUUUCUGUUUGUCCCCUCAGGGGUUUGGCUUGGCUCCUCGUAAAGAGAUCAAUGUUUUCCAGCCCUUCUUCCUGGAGCUCAGCCUGCCUUACUCCAUCAUCCGGGGGGAGCACUUUGAACUGAAGGCAACCACCUUCAACUACCUGUCCAGCUGCAUCAUGGUCACUGUGACUCCAGCACCCUCUUUAGACUACACCCUCACUCCGCUCUCUGGUGACCAGUACACAUCCUGUUUGUGUGGCAGUGAGCGCAAGACCCUCAGCUGGACCAUGGCCCCCUCAGUCUUGGGGGUUGUGAAUGUGUCUGUGACGGCUGAGGCUGUGGCAUCCCACACUUCAUGUGACAAUGAGAUUGUGAGUGUUCCAGAGAGAGGACGUAUCGACGUGGUCACACGAUCUCUCAUAGUAAAGGCUGAGGGAACUGAGAUCACCAAGACCUACAACUUUCUGCUCUGCCCAAAAGGGGAAGCUGUGACAGAGGAAAUAGACAUCCAACUCCCUGAGAACAUGAUUGAUGGAUCUGCCCGUGCUUCACUAUCAGUCCUGGGUGACAUUCUGGGCCGAGCCCUGAAGAACCUGGAUGGGCUGCUGAAGAUGCCGUAUGGAUGUGGAGAGCAGAACAUGGCGCUCCUGGCCCCCAACAUUUACAUCCUCCAGUACCUGGAAAACACACAGCAGCUGACCGCAGCCAUCAAGGAGAAGGCUACCAACUUCCUGACCAGUGGCUACCAGAGACAGCUGAACUAUAAACAUAGCGACGGUGCUUACAGCACAUUUGGAUCAGGACCGGGGAACACUUGGCUGACUGCUUUUGUGCUGAGAUCUUUUGCCAAAGCACAGUCUUUCAUCUACAUUGACCCAAAAAAGAUUGAAGAGUCUAAGUCUUGGCUGGAUGGUAAACAACGAGAAAAUGGCUGUUUCCAGCCGCUGGGGAAACUCUUCAACAACAGAAUGAAGGGUGGUGUGUCUGAUGAAGUGACUCUCAGUGCUUACAUCACUGCUGCCUACUUGGAGAUGAAUACGUCCGUAAAUGAUCCUGUGGUGAAGAAGAGCCUGUCUUGUCUCAGGGAGUCCAUCAGUGACCUCAGCAACACCUACACUACAGCUCUGCUGGCGUACGUCUUCACCCUGGCAGGAGAAACGGAGACCCGUGCUCACCUUCUGAAGCACCUGGACACUGUUGCAUCAAACCAAGGAGGUUUCCUCUACUGGUCUCAGACAGCGACAGAAACGUCAGCCUCUCUGUCUGUGGAGAUCAGCUCCUAUGUGCUGCUGGCCAAACUCAGCGGCUCUCCCGCUGCUGAAGACCUGGGCGCCGCCACCAGCAUCGUUAGAUGGUUGACGGGCCAGCAGAACUAUUAUGGAGGCUUCUCCUCUACACAGGACACGGUGGUGGCUCUCCAGGCCCUGGCUCUCUACUCCACCAGAGUGUUCAGUCCAGAGGGUUCCAGCACAGUGACAGUCCAGUCUCCCAGUGGCCAGCUGACAUUUGAUGUGAAUCAGAACAACAAACUGCUCUACCAGGAGAAGCUGCUGCAGGAAGUGACAGGAAAGUACAGCCUGGAGGUGAAGGGCUCUGCAUGUGCUUCAGUGCAGAUCUCUCUUCACUAUAACAUCCCAACUCCUGCUGCUGUCACCACUCUCAGUGUGGAGGUCAAACCAGAGGCCGACUGCACAUCUCUCAGACCCAAACUCACUCUGAAGCUAAAGUCCCUAUAUAGUGGAACAGCAAGCACUACAAACAUGGUGAUCCUGGACAUCAAAAUGCUCUCUGGCUUUGUCCCAGACCCAGAGUCUUUGAGGAGGCUCAAAGGUGCCCUGCUGGUGGAUCGUGUUGAAGAAAAGGAAGAUCACGUUCUGGUGUACAUAACGGAGUUAACAAAGGACAUAGCUAUCAACCACAGCUUAGACCUCCUACAGGAGCUCACAGUGCAGAACCUGAAGCCAGCCGUGGUCAAGAUCUAUGACUACUACCAGCCAAGUGACCAGGCUGAGACAGAAUACAUCUACCCUUGUGCUGCAGCUUGAAGAGUGAAGUGCGGUCAGUCGUCAGGUCGUCACUGAUUCCAUUAUAAUUUUGACCUGCAUUUUAUUAAAGAUACAUUUUAGAUGCCUUGUGUAACUCCAUGUCUCUUUGUGUAGACAUACACAAACAUUUAACACUUAUUUGCCUGUUACUAUUCGGCCAGUAUACCCUACAGCUGUGCAGGGGCGGAAUGGCAAUCGGGGAGUUCGGGAAGAUUCCCGAAUGGCUGGUCCCUUUCAAGCCGAACCGGCUGGUGGUCAAGAGUUUUUAUUUUCAGUUUCUAAUGUCUUACUUAAUGAUCCGCGACCAGCUACAGUGGAGUGCUGUCUGUGUGUCUAUCAGAAUGGGCCAAACUAAUACUUUUAUUAUGGAUGGAAAGGUUGCUGUGGCAGAUGCAGAUGAGGCAGGAGAGAAAGAAGGGGAGGAACAGCAGGAGGAGGAGAAGGUCAAUGGAACCAGACAAAAUGGGUACAGGGGCUGAGCAGGGCUGAGUAGGCAAUCAUAUUAUUCAUAGAUAGAAUUAGAAAAUGGAUUAUUGUUAAUCAUAUUUAUUACUGAUGUUCUUCUCAGGCACAUGUAGCUGUAAAUUCAAUACAAGCAGAGGGUCCAGCACAGGAAUAGGCCUACUCAGAGCUGAAGAUAAGGGAUUUGAUUUUUAUGCACACACUGCUGUAUUUCAUGGGACUGCAUUAUAGUUUUUGAUUUAUAUUAAAUUAUUUUAGCGCUCUGACUGACUCAGGCUUGCCUGACCUGGUCUUGUUCAGUGCAGAGCUGCCUUGCUUAUACAAACUGAGGAGGCAGGUGUCAUCCUGAAGUUUCUUGAAGGCCUUCGGCAUAAUCUGAUUCACUGUGUACAACAAUAACACUAAUAUGUAUUAAAAUAACUGUAAAAAAUCUUACUCCGUAAGGGCACUCAAAUAAAAAGCCUCUCCAUCUCAAAGUCCCAGGCGUAAUUUCAGUCCCUGCAGCUGUGUACCUGCUCUGUGUGUAAAGUUAAAUUCAUGCAUAAUUGACAAUAAAAUAAACUCAUCUGAAUAUUCCA